This is a messenger RNA of Daldinia caldariorum, 1797 nucleotides long. RefSeq lists its product as uncharacterized. Gene Ontology annotation, cellular component: mitochondrion. The transcript is spliced from 5 exons. Lineage: Eukaryota; Fungi; Ascomycota; Sordariomycetes; Xylariales; Hypoxylaceae. Bases 233 to 1378 code for a protein of 381 amino acids. The record is from RefSeq and is a predicted model, not a curated record. Gene Ontology annotation, molecular function: magnesium ion binding; isocitrate dehydrogenase (NAD+) activity; NAD binding. Gene Ontology annotation, biological process: tricarboxylic acid cycle; isocitrate metabolic process.
CUAAGGUCCAACGGUUCACGGGUGGUGGUUUUUCUUAUCAGAUCUUGCAGAUGCAACAGCCGUCCGUCCGAUACCACCCGAGCCUCAAAAGUUGCUUGAGAAAACAAUUCUACAAACCUCAUUCUCACAACCCCCCACCCCCCCUUUUUCCCCCUUUGCGCCAGUAUCUUAAAUCUACCUUUAGGAGCUAAACAAAUAAAUACCUAUAUUUUGCUCCUUUUAAUCCUACAUAAUGCUAAGCAUCCGAGCGGUAGCCGCACCUUUGCGGCGCCAAUGCCUGGCCACUGCUCCUCGAGCCGCCGCAACUCUAUCUUUCCAGAACCGAAGAUUUUACUCCGACAAGGUCGCUAAGUUUACUGGUGUAAAGGGUGCUGAUGGUCGCUACCCCGUCAGCAUUAUCGAGGGUGAUGGUAUUGGACCUGAGAUUUCGCAAGCCGUCAAGGACAUUUUCGAGGCUGCUAAGACACCUAUCAGCUGGGAACCAGUCGACGUCACACCUAAACUAGUAGACGGAAAGACCACCAUCCCUGCCGAGACAAUCGAGAGCAUCCAAAGAAACAAGGUUGCCCUCAAGGGUCCUCUUGCUACACCCGUUGGCAAGGGACACGUCUCGCUUAACCUUACUCUCCGACGAACAUUUAAUCUAUUCGCGAACUUGCGACCCUGCCGAUCCAUCGCCGGCUACAGGACGGCAUACGAUAAUGUUGAUACCGUCCUGAUCCGAGAAAACACCGAGGGUGAAUACUCUGGUAUCGAGCACGUUGUUGUUGACGGUGUUGUCCAGAGCAUCAAGCUCAUUACCCGCGAGGCCAGUGAGCGCGUCCUCCGAUUCGCCUUCCAGCACGCCGAAGAGAUUGGCCGAAAGAAGGUCCGCGUCGUACACAAGGCCACGAUCAUGAAGAUGUCCGACGGUCUUUUCCUUAAGACCGCCCGUGAGGUUGCUGAGGACUUCCCCAAUAUCGAGUUCGAUGCUGAGUUGCUAGACAACACUUGCCUGAAGAUGGUUACCGACCCCCUACCGUACAAUGACAAGGUUCUUGUCAUGCCCAACCUGUACGGUGAUAUUCUGUCUGAUAUGUGCGCUGGUCUUAUCGGCGGUUUGGGUUUGACGCCCUCGGGUAACAUCGGUGAUGAGUGCUCCAUCUUCGAGGCCGUGCACGGGUCUGCCCCGGAUAUCGCUGGCAAAGGUCUAGCCAACCCCACCGCCCUUCUUCUCAGCUCCAUGAUGAUGUUGAGACAUAUGGGCUUGACCGAGUAUGCCAAUAGAAUUGAGAAGGCUACAUUCGAUACCCUGGCGGAAGGAAAGUCGCUCACCGGCGACCUGGGCGGAAAGGCGAAGACUCACGAGUACGCGGCGGCUAUCAUUUCCAAGUUGUAGAUACCUCAUUCAUCAUGGUCCAUCAUCCAUACCUACCUACAUAGUGGCGUCUGUUAGAAGGAGAUAUAUCACGGUUGCGCUGUAGAGUUGUAUAACAAUGGGGAAACGAUUUUUGCAUGAUUCACGUCGAGUCGAGUCCGAAUGCCGGUUAGGCAAGUUGAGAAUUUGUGAUGAAGCCGGGCCACCUAAAAAAACAACAAAAAAACAAACAAAACAACCCUUCUCCUAGUUUCCCGAAUCUCGUGAUUUAGAUGGAGAUGGUAAUAGGAAUACAAUCUACCUAAACAAACGAAGGAAAUUCACCUCCAAGACUACCUAGGUACCUAAUGUUAUCGUACUAAAUUAGCAAAAUUCAUAUGAUUUAAUAGGAGCCGUAGUAUCCAGAACCAUAUCGCUUUUAGCUGUAUAUUUUGAUUGCA